AUGGUAUGUAGUUGUUCCCAUGUAAUUGCGUUACCUGAGUUGCACACGAUUGAGUCGCAGGACAUGUUCUCGGAUGAGUUUGGGCCGUGCGAGAUCCUGUGGAACCUUCCGUUUUAUUACGUGAAUUUGGACCGCAGUGUGAAGCGGCGCGAGUAUAUGGAGCGUACAUUUCCGCAUGCGACGAGGAUCCGUGCAGUGGAUGGCCGUGAUCCUUCAGAGGUGAUGAGUGCAAUUAACUUUCCUCCGGAUGAGCGGGGUCGGGGGUGGAGCCCUGCGGAGUUUGCACACUAUACCAAGCGCGUGUUCGGAGCCACGCCAGGUGAGCUGGGUUGUUAUGCGAGUCGCUUGGACGCGCUCAAGCAGAUGUACGAAGACGGCCACGAGCUAGCACUGGUUGGUGAAGACGACGUGGACCUGAAUAUGUGCCGUUUCUGGACAAGCGACCUGGCCCGCAUUGUGCGGCAGGUCCAGCAAGAAGACGCCGACUGGCACUUGCUGCGCUUGCAGUGGUCCGACAAAUAUGCGCAUAUGCAGACCAUUCGAGAUCUUCACCUUGACGCCGUCGAUGACUACCUUGACGCCUUGGUCGAGGCCACCGUCAACUGGGCCCUAAGAGAGACCGUUGGACCCCAACCGCCCGCCGGACGGGACCUACCGAGACCGGACGCAAGGCUGGGCUCUUUUUUGUCCGACGCAAGGCUGGAGUGGGCUAUGGACCGCGCGCAGCAGGAUGUCAAUAUGAAGGGCUGGGUCGACACACACCCGGCUGAGCCAGCCGACACGGACGGCAGGAUCCACUCCCACCCGAGGGUCCACUCGGACGCGAGAGACCACUCCGACUCCAUGGACGGUCGCCGAGGUCGGCUGGACCUGCGGGACGACAGGCAGGUGCGCCGGGCUGUGAAAGAGCGGUGGCUGGGGCGGUACCGCGAGACCGCGGGCGACUGGGUCCUGCCCGCUACUGGUCGCUACGCCCACGGCUACGGGACCGUAAUUGCUCUCUGGACGCGGAAGGGCGCUAAGGCGACCAUUGACGCUCUGAGUAGCGCGCCCAGCACCAACGUUACAGCCACGGGACGAGGACACGACGGGGAGGGUGCUCCACCACGUGGCGGGCAGGGCCGGUGGAGGUGUACGGGGGAAUGUAUUGCGGACUACCACUUCGAAGAGGUCAACGCACCACACGCGUAUAUCCCGCUUCCGCCCUUACUGCAGGUCGCUUUGCUCCCACCUGAGCAGGGCACCGGCAUCCGUUCUCGACCUGAGAAGACCUACAUAGACGCCCUCGCCGAACUCACCGGUUUAGGUCGCAGCUCCUCCGAUCUUAAAACCUAUAUGCGGCAAACCCGCUUCACGGAGGAGUGGUUCCAACUUAUCGAAGAGCACGUGCGCUGCAAACUACAAACCCCCAGGCGACGAGGCACGGCCGCCAACCUACGCGGGCCCUAA
Molecule: messenger RNA, 1449 nt
Organism: Gregarina niphandrodes
Lineage: Eukaryota; Apicomplexa; Conoidasida; Eugregarinorida; Gregarinidae
Product: LPS glycosyltransferase
Exons: 1
Coding region: 1-1449 (482 amino acids)
Source: RefSeq, a predicted model, not a curated record